GCCUUUACAAACUCGACAACCAUGAAUCCCUACUUAGAAAACAAUUUUCUUGUGCGCUUGAUGGAAGAAAUGGAAGAGGAAGAAGAAGAGUUGCAGUUGGCGAGGCACAUGGUCAAUAGGAGGCGACGUGCACGCAAUGAGCGUCGUCAUGGUGGUUCGAUUCCAGGGCGUGUUAGGAUUCAUCGUGAUCACAUGAGCGGCGAUGCAAGAAUCCGAGCGGACUACUUUGGAGCCAACCCGGUGUACACGGAUGCUCAAUUUCGUAGGAGGUUCCGCAUGCGUCGCCAUGUCUUUGAGCGCCUUGUUGAUGUUGUGCAACAAGUGGAUCCUUAUUUUAUUCAGCGUCCAAAUUGUGCGGGUGAGAUUGGUCUUUCUGCUCUACAGAAAGUUGUUGCUGCUGUUCGAAUCCUUGCUUACGGUAUUCCAGCUGAUGCCGUUGACGAAUACGUACGUAUUGGGGAAUCUACUGCUCAUGAGGCAUUGAAACACUUUUGCACGGCCGUCCAAACCGCGUUUGCUCCAUAUUAUCUCCGUGCACCAAAUGCAGAAGAUAUCGCACGCCUUCUCCAAGUUGGCGAGUCACGUGGGUUUCCUGGUAUGCUUGGUAGUGUUGAUUGCAUGCAUUGGGAGUGGCGUAACUGCCCAAGUUCAUGGAAGGGGAUGUUUACAGGGCGUGGUAAACAUCCUACCAUGAUCUUGGAAGCUGUUGCGUCGUAUGACCUGUGGAUAUGGCAUGCAUAUUUUGGUCUGCCAGGUAGUUGCAACGACAUAAAUGUUCUUCACCAUUCAAACCUUUUCGAAAGGCAUCUGAGCGGUGACACACCUCCAGUUUCAUUCACUGUUAAUGGUCACACGUACAAUAUGGGAUAUUACCUAGCAGACGGGAUUUACCCUGACUGGCCCGCAUUUGUCAAGACAAUCCGUAACCCCUACGACGUUAGAACCCAACACUUUGCAACAAUUCAAGAGUCUGCUCGAAAAGAUAUAGAACGAGCUUUUGGUGUACUCCAGAAGAGAUGGGGUGUGGUCUGUGGACCUGCAUACGGUUGGAGUCCUGAACACAUUGGGGACAUCAUGAAAACAUGCAUAAUAUUGCACAACAUGAUAGUAGAAGACGAAGGUCCAUUGUCUUUGAACACAACCUUUGAAAACAUCGGAGUGCUGGCAGACACAACUCAAGGUUCAAUGGAAGAGCGCAACGACUUCGUCAAUCAAAGGUACAACCAACUGAAAGACCGCAACAAAUAUACUCAGCUUCAGGUAGAUCUGAUACACCAUCAUUGGGCGCGACAUGGAUCCGGCGUUGCAUAGGACGCAAUGAAACAAGUUCUGUCAUGGCUGUUCUUAUCUACUGUCGAACUGUCUUUGUUUACUUUACAUUGUUCUACUAUCUGUGUUAGUGUCAUGUCUGUUCUACUUCAUGUGUCAAGUGUGUGUACUGUGUGUCUUAGUGUCCAAGUGUCGUAGUGUCUCAUGCUGCUGUUUGAAUUGAAUAAGAAGGAGUACUACUGUCAUGCAACCA
Zea mays is the source of this 1522-nucleotide messenger RNA. RefSeq lists its product as uncharacterized. Lineage: Eukaryota; Viridiplantae; Streptophyta; Magnoliopsida; Poales; Poaceae. The record is from RefSeq and is a predicted model, not a curated record. The transcript has 2 exons. The coding region runs from base 22 to 1311 and encodes 429 amino acids.